GAAAAAAAAGGCGCCGCGCGUUUCUAGGGUAACGGUUACCGCUCGGGGAUCGUUCAGCCACCGCCGCCGAAAUUUGUGAUUGACAAAAUAUUGUCCACAUUAUCGCGGUAAAAGAUGGCUUCUAUUUGCCCAACUAAAUUAUCAGCUAUUCAACAGAAUAGGGCGAUAGAGAACAUUACUCAAAAGGACACAACUUAUAAAGAAUUUCUGGAAAAACUGAGUAAAGAAAAGACUGUAUUGGCCAGAAUAAGAGCUGAUGAAAUGGCAGCAAAAAAGCGCUUCCAAAGAGUAUUACAGGAGGUAGAACAGGAAAAAAUGAUGGAAGAAGCAAUUUUAAAGGCAGAAAAGAGAAAAGUACUGAAGGCCAAGCAGCUGGAACAAGAGGAAAGGAUAGCCAAGGAGCUAGAAAGAAUAAAAUAUGAGAAACUAAAAGAUGAAAAAAUGAGGCAGCAUAUCCGAGAAAACAGCCUUGAGCUUCGUGAAUUGGAAGCCAAGUUGAAGGCUGCUUAUGUGAACAGAGAAAGAGCUGCCCAGAUAGCUGAAAAAGAAGCAAAUCGGUUUGAGAAGAUUAAACAAGAGGCUGAGCUUGCUAAGUUAAUGAAGAAAGAACAUGAAAAGGCCACAGCAGAGGAGGCUAAAGAAGAACAGAAACGCCAUGAACGAGCCAUAAAAUAUCAGAAGGAGCUUGAAAAGCAAGUUGAUGAAAAUGAACAAAGGAGACAGGAAGCAUAUGAUGAAUUCCUAAAAGAUAAACUAAGGGUAGACGAAAUUGUAAGGAAGAUCUAUGAUGAAGAUCAGAGUGAAAGAGAGCAGAAGAUGCAGAAGAUGCAGGAAACCCAGAGGUACAUUGAGGAGUUCCAGAAGAAACGAGCUGAAUGGAAACAAAUGGAACGGGAAAAAAUGGAAGCAGAGAACAGAAAAAUAUUGGAGUUUGCAAAUGCACAAAAGAGCAGAGAAGAUGAACGGAUGGCCAGAGUUCGAGAACAAGAUCAGCAAAAAGAAAUGUUGUACCAAAAGCUCGCUGCAGAAAUAGAAAAGCAACGCCAUGAUCGUGAAGAAUUGGAAAAUGUCCGACAAGAAUUGUACCUUGAAAAAGUAGAAGAGGCUCGUAGACAACAAGAAAUCGCAGAUUUUGAAAAGCAAAUUCGUCAACGCAUUGAAUUGCAGCAGACGUACCAAGACCAAAUGAUUUUCAAACAGAAGCGCCUACAGGCAGAGAAGGAGGAGGAAGAUGAGUUACGGAGAAAGAUGAUGGCCAAGCUUGCAGAGGAUGACCGUAUUGAGCAGAUGAAUGCACAGAAACGGCGUAUGAAACAACUUGAACAUAAAAGGGCUGUGGAGGAAAUCAUUGAGGAGCGACGCAGACAAUUUGAAGCAGACAGAAAACGAGAACUUGAAGCACGCCAGGAAGAAGAGAAGAAGGAGGCAGCUCUUAAGGCUAUAAUUGAGGAAGAAAGGCAGAAACUUCUCAAACAGCAUGCCAGUAAACUACUUGGUUACCUUCCAAAGGGCAUCUUUAAAGAUGAACAAGAGCUUGAUCUGUUUGAUGAUGCCUUCAAAGAGAAUUUCAAGAAAGGAAAUGCCAACCUGUCUUCAGAUGAAGGGUGGGAUUGUUAGACCUGGAGCUCAUUGUCAUAUUUCAUUUCAUACAACAACUUUGUCUGAGAUGGCUGCACAGGCUAGCAUACAAUUACUCUUGGACUGAAAUUUGUAUUGAUCCCCUUUUAAUUGCAGAGUUGAAAAUGUACCUGAUAUGAAUGUUGAAGGUAUUUUUCAUAAAUAUUAGAAAUAAAGUUUAAUUACUGAAGAUGCAUUU
This is a messenger RNA of Pristis pectinata (smalltooth sawfish), 1816 nucleotides long. RefSeq names its product meiosis-specific nuclear structural 1 (gene mns1). The transcript has 10 exons. Lineage: Eukaryota; Metazoa; Chordata; Chondrichthyes; Rhinopristiformes; Pristidae. Gene Ontology annotation, cellular component: motile cilium. The coding region runs from base 115 to 1617 and encodes 500 amino acids. Gene Ontology annotation, biological process: cilium organization. The record is from RefSeq and is a predicted model, not a curated record.